GUAGCCCAGAGUCACCAGUCCCGCCCCCGUCCAAUCAGAGAAAAGGGAGUGGCUUGCGAGUCUAGGUAAUAACGUCACGGAAGUGUAGUCGUAUUCAGAGUCAGAUUCUGACGUUGAAGACAAUGGUCAUUGGUCAGCGAUACAAGAGACAGACUAUUUAUACUCUGGCAAGCUACAUUACAUUUGCAUGGUACUGCAUUUUCAUUCACAAGGCUUUUCAGUGUGAGUUGAUGGUACAAGCUUUCUCCUCGAUUCCUGCUACCAUGGAAAAUGGAAAAACUAGGAGGGCAGUAUAUGUAGUUUGUCCAUUUUCGAAUACAAGGAUUGUAUACAAAUAGUUAAUGGAUGUUGUCAUGUUGAGUUUCCUAAUCAUCCUCAAAGGUCACGAAGACAACCCUGUGGUAAGAAAAGAACUGUUUUAACACCAAUAAAAGUAUAUCCAUACCGGUCGCUUAAAACAAGCACCUCGGCCAAGCUUUGUCAUUCCAGAUGAUUUUCUUAUGAUGGCAACAAUUUUCGAGUGCUGAGUACAAUAAAUUUUUGAACAAUCCUCACUGAACAAUCCUCACUCUUAUCUUUUGACUUUAAACAUAGACUGGUUUCAGCCAUUCAAACGAACUGUGCACUCCACUGGUGCCAUGUACAUGACAAUCCAGAACUUGCGUAGAAAUGAGAGCAGGAAAACGUUAUAUCUUAACAUUCUUAACAUUAAUCACUCCACUCCACUUGUAGAAGAGCUACAGGAAUUCUGGUCUGGGCACAUUGUUCGUAGUAUCAUGGACACUAUCAUGCGUGGCAUGUGACAUACCAGCAAGUCGUAUGCAAAACUUGGAUGCAACAAAUGCACACUGACUACUCCGGGUUUGAUCAAGAGACAUGGCAUGUUCGUAGCAACAUAUCAAAUCCCUCUGCUAAGCAAAGAACGGCAUGGUGUACGAUAUUCCGUACUUCGCCCUACUUCGAUCCUAUAUCUUACACGGUUGUUGAUCCAACCUAUUUCUUGGAACUGGGAAGCGUAUGUUCAAAGUAUGUUCAAAGUAUGGAUUGCUGAGUAAUGCACAUCUCGCACAAAUUGAAAGUAAAAUUAGCAAAUUCCGUACGCCAAUUAACGUUGGAAGAGUUCCAGCAAAUAUAGCAAGUGGCAAAUCUGGAUAACUCUAUUUUCACCCGUGGCCAUCACCCGUGGCCAUUUACGAUUGUUGGAUGUAUGAAUGCAAUGAUGUAUGAAUGCAAUAUUAACUGAUUUACACUAUCACCUCUCGUGAUCUCUGUUAUGUUUGUUCUACUUCAUGUGCUCUUGUGCAAUCUACAUGUAUCAGUGGAAUGUUCUAGAAAUCUCCCCAUGCUCUAUUUUUUAGUGUCAUUUUUGUUGGUCCAUGGUAAAAAUCGUACGAGUAUUAAGUUGAAUCAAAUCUGAUCUGUGAGCCUAUAGCUAGUAUAGACUAGGUUACAUUAAUUGCCUAGGCUACUGGCUAACUAUAGAACUGUCUAUCUAAGAAAGAAGUCAACAUAUUUUGGUCCUUCGAGCCGGAUACUGUAACUGCAAGUCUACUCAACUGGUUCUAUCUUGGAUUGAUUGUCGAUUUACGUUCUAUCGUCACUGUGCACAAUCGAUUUAAUACCAUUUGCCAUUGGGCACGAUUGAACGAUACGAUUACCGAUUGACUUUCGAUACGGUACUCGUUAACUGCCACUGUCGUUAACUGCCACUGGGCACGAUUGAACAAUCGACUGUCGAUAUAACUGUCGCGAUACUCGCUAACCUCCUCAAAGUUAACCUCCUCAAAGUUACCAUGAGCAAAUCAGAUCAACCAACACUCUCUACUCUCCGCAAACGAAGAGGUAUCACAAGGGCCUCUAUCACUCGUUUGAAUACUAAGUUGAAAGACCUUGAAACCAUGGUCCACGAACCUACAAGCUCAAGCCUUGCCCAACGGAUGGCUCAAAGGCUAGAUGCAGAAUUUAAGAAACAUCAUUAUGCGCUGAUCGAUGCUAUUGAUGAAACUGAGGCAGAAGUGCUUGAUCGACACGAUGACGACAUGAUUAACCUUGCAAUGAAAAUUGAACAAAUAAUUACAAUUUGCAAUUUGUCUGGUGCAAAAAUGGUUGCUUUACGCAGGGUAACACGCCUUAGGGUAACACGCCUUAGAACAAAUCUCUCAACAGUGGAUUCUGAGAUCAGUAGACUGACAACUGAGUCAGCCGAACUCCACCUGCUACAUCAAUACCAAGAACAUAUCUCAGAUUGCAAGAAGGAACUUGGAGAAAUCCGAGAUGAACUUGAAACUUCCACCAACUCUUUGGAAAGGGAAGUCUUCGAUUGCAGUCUGCAACUCAAGAAACUCAUUCUCACCCCAGCCACUCCUCCAUCCCUCCAUCUAUGGACUUUACCACCACAGCUUCAAGGGGAGUCAGAUUUCCUAAGAUUGAUGUUCCCACCUUUGAUGGUAAUCUCCUAAAUUGGCGAACUUUCUGGGAACAAUUUAGCAUUUCUAUUCACGACCGUUCCAGUCUCUCUGACACAGAAAAAUUAGUUUACCUCAGACAAUCACUCGAGGACGGCACGGCAAAGAAAGUAAUCGAGGGUCUGUCCCAAUCUGGAGAUCAGUACACUGAAGCAAUUGAUGAUCGUCCCAGAAUAAUCCACCAGACUCACGUCAAGAAGAUUAUCGAAAUUUCCUCACUGAAAGAAGGCUCUGGGAAGGAACUUCGCUAUUUACCUGACACUGCACAGCAGCACCUUAGGAGCCAUGGGUCAGGAACUUUCUGGAUCUUUCAUCACUUCUAUGUUAGAACUGAAGCUAGAUCAGAACACCAUGUUCGAGUGGCAGAAGCACAGCCAGGAAUCCACAGAAAUACCUCACUACUCUGAAUCCGAAACGAAAAAGGUUACUCGUAGUGAGAUAUCCACCUGGCAAGUCCAUAACCUCAUUUGCUGCAUACGCUACUGAUGUUAACUGUACUCUUUGCAAGAAUGAAAAGCACCCUCUCUACGUAUGUACUCGCUUCAAAUCUCUUCCUCGAGACAAAAUGGUGUCCCUUAUUAAGACGAGUGAACUCUGUCUUCGCCCAGGACAUUUCUCCAGGCAGUGUCCCAGUUUGAACAGAUGCAAGAAAUGUCAAAAACCUCAUCAUACACUUAUUCACAGUCAGAACAAAGAAGAUAAUUUGAGUCAAUCAGAUAAGGGCUCCCAAUCCACAGCUGAGACCAGCAAUACGGCAGCUGGGAUCGUUUUCAACUCUCUACUGAUGACAUACUGAUGACAUGUCAAGUCUUCAUCAAGGCUCCUGAUGGUUCCUUUGUUAAGGCUCGUGCAUUGCUUGAUUCGGCUUCGUCCACAUCUCCGAGCGUAUAACCCAAAAGCCUAUGUUUGCCCUGUUUGCCCCGUUCCCGUCACAAUAUUCGUAUCUCUGGUAUCGCUGGACUCUCGCAUCAAUCUCCGUUGCAGACUGUCGCUACACUCAAUGUGUCUUCCAUCCAUACCACGUAUAUCUGUGUCAGCUGUUGUUGUUCCAAAUGUGACUUGCGAUCUACCAAUUCAACCAGUACAAUUCAAUUCCCAAUGGACUCACCUCGAUGACGUCAAGCUGGCUGACCCAGACUUUGGGCAGCCUGGAAGAAUUGAUGUACUACUUGGAAUUGAUGUCUACACUGAUGCGAUGCUGGACCUCCUGCAUCACCAGCCGCCAUAUUUGGUUGGGUUUUAAUUGACUCACAUGCCUCCACUCAUGUCAUUUCAGGCGACGACUUACUCAGACAAAUUGAGGAAAACCCCAAGGAUUCAUCGGAUGAGCGUUCUGUAAUCUCACACUCGUUCUGAAGAAGGACGAUUCAUUGUACCUUUACCUAAAUCCAAACCACUUGGAGAAUCAAGAUCUCAGGCUGUGAGACGGUUUCUAUCACUGGAAAAAUCACUGUGCUCAAAGGGUCAAUCUUCUCCGAUGUCAUGGAAGAAUACUUUGAGAUGGAACACGCAGAGCCGGUUCCUCUAAUCGAGCUCCAGAAAUCUCCUGAAGAAGUGUUUUACCUGAAAACCUACCCAUGCACGCGGUCAGAAAGGAGCAUAGCACCACUACCAAAAUCAGAGCUGUGUUUAAUGCUUCAGCUAAAUCUGCAAGCGGUGUCUCGAUAUUUUACUUGUCGGACCAACUGUCCACUCUACUCUUAUCGAUGUCCUCCUGAGAUUCAGAUUUCAUCGCGUGGCCCUAACUGCUGACAUAAGUAAAAUGUAUCGUGCGAUAGAGCUAAUCCCCCCUGACCGUGAUCUUCACAGAUUCGUUUGGAGAAAGACGUUUAACCGAUUAUACGCUAAUGACGCCUUGCGGCGUCACGCUACUAAGCCGCGGUUGACGCCAAUUGGCGUCAGCUGCAGCAAUCUGGCUUCUUACUUCUCCAACGUGGGGCUGCUUCCAGUUUAGUGCUACUACUGCCUACAGUUGCUGUUGAGGUAUGUAUCUAUGCAGUAAAAGUUUGAUACUGUGCAGAAAAUAUUUUUGCAAUAAGCGCUUGAAUAUGCAGUUGCUUUACAAAUUAAAAUAUAAACAUUAGCAAAACAAACACUUUGAAAAAAAUUUCAUAGAGCUAAGAGAAUAACUAAGAGGCCACACUGGACUACUGAAGAGGUGCUGCAACAGAUUCUUGACAAUGAGGAAUCUGCAGAGAGAAGAAGACCCAGUAGCUGAGGAUGAAGUAGAUAGAGAUGAGCCAGUUAUGGACGGCAGUGAUGAAGACUUUUCUGACUGGGAAGACUUGGAAGAGGCUGAAGGUAUAAUUAUUAUACUCACAGACAAAUAACAAUGCACGAAAUAAAUAAAAAUUUAUUAUCAACAUUGCAGAUCUGGAUAUGACAGCUCAGCACCGCCGGGACAGUAGUUUGACAUCAGAUCCUGUGCAAGGCCAAGGAAGAGAAGAAGGUUUAGAAAUAAUUAUUUAUAAUUGUACAGACCAACGAUGGCAUUCCAAUAAUUAAAAACAAUAAUACUACAUCAUUGAUUAGUAACAACAACAAAAUUAUUUCCUAGGUGACACCAGCGGCGGCAACAGUAGCGGCAGCAGUAACAGUAGCGGCAGCAAUCCACCACAAGGUACUUAAAAUCAUUAAUUUAAUUUUAGCUAUGAUAAAAAGGUAACACACAUAGACUCAGAGGAGUGGAAAGACGAACUCCAUCAACUGAACAUUGAACCGUUCCAAUCACCUACUGUAACGAUACCCGACAAGCCAGAAGACGUGUUUCAGAUGUAUUUUGAUAUAAUUAUGUUUACAGGAAACAAUAAUAGGUGAGAGCAACAAGUACGCCAAGCUUGUCAUGGGAGAGGAGGCGUACCAGAAGUGGAGUCCAAUUACUGUCGAUGAGCUGCGGCCUUUUUUGGAUUCGCCAUCCUCAUGGGACUCAACCACCUCGAUAUGCACCACCUCGAUAUGCUCCGAUUGCCGACAAAAUCUCCAGGCAACGAUUUCGAGACAUCUCCCGGUACCUGCACUUCGUACACAACGACCAUCUUGCUCCACGAGGUGACCCCUCGUACGAUCGGUUAGGGAAGGUCCGCCCCCUCAUUGAUCACCUGGGAGAGAAGUUUGAGAAGGUUUACGGCAGUGGACGAGGCUAUGAUCAAGUUUCAGGGGCGGUCUUCCCUCAAGCAAUAUAUGGCUAUGAAGCCGAUCAAACGGGGAAUAAAAGUGUGGGAUAGCUGUAACGGAUAUUUUUCUAAGUUUGAUUUGAAGUAUACACAGGUAAACAACAAGACAGACACGUUGGACUGGGAGAGUACGUAGUCAAGACACUCACCAUGGGGUUAGAGAAGAAGAAUCACCAUAUCUUCUGCGACAACUUUUUCACCAGCGUGAAACUUUUCGAGGAUUUAGAGAAAGAUGGCAUUCAUGGUUGUGGAACGGUUCGGAGAGACAGGAAAGGUUUACCGCUUGAACUGUGUAUGUAUGUGUGUGGGCGUACGUGUGUGCUUGUGUAUGUAUGCGUGUGUGUGGGUGUAUGGGCUAACCACAUGUAUUCCAUUUUUGACAGAGGCGAAUGCAAGAUCAUGCAAAAGGGACCACUAGUCGGCAGUGCUUGGCGUGACAACAGAGUAGUCACAGCCCUCUCCACCACAUCACAACCAAUAGCCACAGACACAGUCCUUAGACGCCAAAAGGACCGCUCAAGAAUCCCUGUAACCUGCCCAGAAAGUAUUAUUAAAAGUAUUAUUAUUUAUAAUAAGCACAUAGGAGGAGGGGACCAGCUACGUGGCUACUAUAGCUGUCGAAUCAAGAGUAGGAAGUUUUACAAGUAUGUAUACUAUUUCCUGUUCGACGUUGCUAUUACUAACUCCUACAUACUACACAAGAACUUCACCUCAAACACCAUUCGAAAUGUAAAGCAGUUUCGCCUCCAGCUUGCUAAAGAAUUGAUUGGGACAUACCGCUCAAGAAAAACGUCAGGCCGUGUUCCACGCACAUUCGCUCUGCAGCACUUUCCUCUCAAAGGAUGCCUGCAACCAUCUGCAAAACGAAGCAAACGCGGAAGGUGUGAGUACUGCUCACAAAAACUUCACAAGAGGAGCGACAACUCCUGGAUGUGUCAAGAGUGUGGUGUGUGGCUCUGCCACGAUGGCAACCACGUAACUGACUGUUUUUACUUGUGGCACAAGUCCCUGUGAUAUUAUUAUCCCUGUGAUAUUAUUAUUAUACCAA
Halichondria panicea is the source of this 6686-nucleotide messenger RNA. RefSeq names its product piggyBac transposable element-derived protein 1-like. The coding region runs from base 5789 to 6652 and encodes 287 amino acids. The record is from RefSeq and is a predicted model, not a curated record. The transcript is spliced from 2 exons. NCBI's taxonomy places the organism in Eukaryota, Metazoa, Porifera, Demospongiae, Suberitida, Halichondriidae.